Messenger RNA from Effrenium voratum, 1005 nucleotides. Lineage: Eukaryota; Dinophyceae; Suessiales; Symbiodiniaceae. The record is from the annotation of a GenBank genome assembly.
AUGCACACGGGCGUAUCCGACACCGACCAGGAGAGACCGAUGCUGAUCGUCCCCGAACGCGAAAUCGCCGACCUGAUGACGCGGCAGGCCGCCUUUGACGCCGUCGAAAAGGUCUUCGCCGCCAUGGCGACGGGCGAUGCCUACAAUUUCCCUGUCGUGCGCGAGGCCAUUGGCCAUGUCGACGCGCUCUACGGUUUCAAGGGCGGUUUCGACCGUGCCGGCAUGACGCUGGGCCUGAAGGCCGGCGGAUACUGGCCGCAAAACCUCGAGCGCCACGGCAUCAUCAACCACCAGUCGACGGUGUUCCUGUUCGAUCCCGAUACGGGCCGCGUUUCGGCGAUGGUCGGCGGCAAUCUCCUGACCGCGUUGCGCACCGCUGCCGCCUCGUCCGUGUCGAUCAAGCAUCUCGCCCGCGACGAUGCCAAGGUGAUCGGCAUGAUCGGCGCCGGCCACCAGGCCACUUUCCAGCUUCGCGCCGCGCUUGAGCAGCGCGCCUUCGAAAAGGUCAUUGGCUGGAACCUUCACCCCGAAAUGCUGCCCAACAUCGAAAAGGUCGCCGGUGAAGCCGGUCUGCCGUUCGAGGCGGUCGAACUGGACGGCAUGGCGCAAGCCGACGUGAUCAUUUCAAUCACCUCGUCCUUCGAUGCGAUCCUGAAGGCCGACCAGGUUUCCGCCGGCUGUCAUCUGGCCUGCAUGGGCACCGACACCAAGGGCAAACAGGAGGUCGAACCGCAGCUUCUGGCCCGCGCCAGCGUUUAUACCGACGAGGUGGCGCAAUCGGUUUCCAUCGGAGAGGCACAGCACGCGGUCGCCGAGGGCCUGAUAUCGGAAAGCGAUGUCGGCCAGAUCGGCGCGGUGAUCAACGGCACCGAUCCGGGCCGUUCGUCCGACGACCAGAUCACGCUGUUCGACGGCACCGGCGUCGGACUUCAGGACCUUGCCGUGGCCGCCGCCGUCGUGGAACUGGCGGUCGAAAAAGGCAUCGCCAUCGAGGUCGAUUUCUAG